Messenger RNA from Mucor mucedo, 702 nucleotides. RefSeq lists its product as uncharacterized. The transcript is spliced from 8 exons. The coding region runs from base 1 to 702 and encodes 233 amino acids. Lineage: Eukaryota; Fungi; Mucoromycota; Mucoromycetes; Mucorales; Mucoraceae. The record is from RefSeq and is a predicted model, not a curated record.
AUGGUCCAUGUCAAACAGCAACAACAUUAUUUAACAAUCAAUUAUAAAGACAAAUACGCCUGUGUAUGCUGCAGUGUAUACGAGGAUGACUUGGAUACAUUAAGAAAACACAUCGCCAACGCACACGUACCACGAUAUCACUCAGCUCUGAAAGAAAGCUUUGUAGAAGACAUGUUGCAAAAAGUCAGCACAUCUUGCCUAGUUGAUCAUUCUGCUUGUUCAACGAUUUUGGAUUUUGAUGACAAGACCCAUUUAAAAGAAGGAGUUUUUACACAAGAAGAAAUUAAUGAAAUGAGGCAAAAUAGCUUGACCGACUUUUCAGGAAAUUUCAAGAAGAUCCAAAAAGAAACUUGGUGCGAUAGCCAUGUCUGGUCGCUCAUUGACACCAUAUUUGAUGACAUCGAAGCACUACAUGUUUUUCGAUCUAUCACUGGUUACAAGUGUGAUCUGAUCGCUAGAGAAGAAAAAGCUGGUCACAAAUACGCAGAUGAAUAUGGUGUUGGAGAAACUGCUGUUCACAACUUUAACACCAAGACAAUUAAAGAAGGAAGGAUAAAAUGCCAAAUUAAUCAGAGCGAGCACCAAGAUCUCUCAGUAUUUGGAAUCCAGACUUCAGGCCUAUCUAUUACAUUGCUAAGGAUAACAAAAAUUAAAGAUCUGUCUGUAUCAAGUGACAUAUCUCAAUUUACUAGGAGCAAUUAA